Molecule: messenger RNA, 2761 nt
Organism: Limanda limanda (common dab)
Lineage: Eukaryota; Metazoa; Chordata; Actinopteri; Pleuronectiformes; Pleuronectidae
Gene: sytl4
Product: synaptotagmin-like 4
Exons: 17
Coding region: 131-2263 (710 amino acids)
Biological process (GO): exocytosis; intracellular protein transport
Cellular component (GO): exocytic vesicle; plasma membrane
Molecular function (GO): neurexin family protein binding; small GTPase binding
Source: RefSeq, a predicted model, not a curated record
CAGGAGCCGAGAGGAGGAACCAGCUGACAGAGGAGCAGACACUGGACGAGGAGACACGUUUAUUACACAGGGGAUCUUCUCGAUGCGGCCGUCAGUUAGCUGGCGCUGAGGGCUUGUUGUGGAAGGCACGAUGCCCCAGGACGCUAACAUGAUCAGCCUGAGCUUCCUGUCUGACUCCGAGCGGGAGCGGAUCCUGGAGGUGCUGCAGCGGGACGAGGAGCUGAGGCAGGGGGAGGAGACGCGUGUGCGGAAGUUGAAGACAGAGUUGCUGGACGUGAAGAGGAAAGGGGCCAAACGUGGCAGUGGAAAAUACAGUCAGCGUAUUUGUGGCCGAUGCCUGGAGCCUCUGAGUCGACUGACUUUCUUCUCCACUCAGUGCAAGACGUGCAAUCACCAUGUGUGCAGCAACUGCCGAACAGCCCUCCCCAACGGAUCCUGGCUGUGCUCUGUGUGCGCCAAAGAAUCGGAUCUGAAGAAAAGGACGGGUGACUGGUUUUACGAUCAGAGAGUCAACCGGUUCUAUGAAACGCCAGGACACAACCUGGUGAAGGUCUCGCUGAAAAAGAAACCCCAGUUGAAGAAGCGUGAGACGACCGGAGAACAGCUGUUGAGAAAUACAGAAAUAAACCCAGAUCCUCCCUUUCCCGUGCCUCUGCCCAGGCAGAAAAAUCAAGCGGACAACAAAGGACAUUCAAGCAAGAAUUCAGUUGCUUCGAAGGAAUCGUUUGAAUCCAAGGAGGACGUCGGGUCAAAGUUGACAUGCAGUGAUACAGAGUCUGCAGAAAAUGCCAGUUUAGGCAGCAACAAAACUGAGACUGAGUCCGGCUCUAUGACCCCUGAGCAGCCAAGGAGAGGGAAGCAGUCUCUCCAGUCCAGUCCAACAGGCUCCAAUGUUUCCAGUCUGACCAUCCCAGUCAAAACACGUGUGGUUACCGUCGACACCAACACAGAAGCAAACACUGCCCCAGAAGUCAAACCCGUCAGUCCGAGCCCGGAGCUGGACGUUGACAGACUUUUCAAGAAGAGCCUUAGACGACCCCCGAAGCCUCCUGAGAGCGUGUCGACAUUCGACCUGCGCGAAGCUAUCGAGGCACCUGACGCCUCGAUGGGCUACCGGAGUCACUCUGUACCAGGCUUAGAUGUUAAGGAAGCUGAAGAGGAAGAUGAAGAUAUUGACAGCCUGGUCAGCUUUCACAAAAGGUCAAUAAUGUCCAGCUCCUCCAGCCUGCAAAGCUCACAGAACGCGCUUGGCAGCACGAUGAGUAUUUACAGUGAAGCAGGAGACUUUGACAGCGUGGAGGUGAGCGGGAACAUCGUGUUCUCGAUGAGCUACGACGAAGACAGCCAGAGCCUCCACGUCUUCAUCAAGGAGUGCCACGGGCUGGCUUACGCCGAUGCCUCACGCCAGCUUUCAAACCCUUAUGUCAAGUGCUAUCUGCUCCCCGACAAAUCUCGCCAGAGUAAAAGGAAGACCACCAUCAAGAGGAACACCAUCGAGCCCGUCUAUAAAGAAACACUUAAGUACCCCAUCAGCCGCUCUCAGCUGUUCACCCGCUCCAUGUCAAUAUCAGUGUGGCAUCACGGUCGCCUCAGCCGCAACGCCUUCCUGGGAGAAGUGGAGAUCCCUCUGGACUCCAGAGACCUCGACUCCCCAGACGAGGACAAUGUGGCUCUGAUGUCAAAGGCAGCCUCCACUGCACAGACUUCAGCUUUUGCUCAGUAUAAAGGAGAGUUGGUGAUCUCCUUGAAGUACGUCACACCUAAAAAGCAGGCGACUGAGAAAACCAAAGUCAAGAAGAAAGAAGCAGCGACGGAACCCAGGGGAGAACUGCACGUCUUAAUCAAAGAGGCAAAUAAUUUGAUGGCAAUGCAACCAGGAGGGACAUCAGAUAGCUUUGUGAAGGGAUACUUGUUCCCAACGAAAGGGAAGAGCACAAAGAGGAAGACUCCCGUCGUAAAGAAGAGCCUGGACCCCCACUACGACCACACGUUCGUGUACAAGGACCUGGCUCUGGAGCAGCUGAGGGAGAUGUGUCUGGAGCUGACUGUGUGGGACAAGGAGACCAUGCUGAGCAAUGAGUUCCUAGGAGGGGUCCGCCUCAGCUCAGUCAAAGGCACUGUAAAAAUAAGCAAGGAGGAAGUGGAAAUGGACUCGGUCGGAGAGGAGGUCAGCAUGUGGGAGAAGAUGAUGCAGUACCCUGACUCGUGGGCAGAGGGAACUCUUCCACUGCGAUCCACGAUGCGGAAGGACGAGGGCGAAUGAGGACGGCAGCUCAGCCUUGGACCUUCAAGGAAAAGAGACUGAAAGAGGAGCCGCUGUGACCUCUGAGACGAAAGUGAGACUAAUGAGGAAUGUGGAUUUGUUUUAUUUCAUCCGACUCAUCAGUUUACUGGCCUCCUGAACAACAGACAUCUGUUCACACCCCCUCACACACACACACACACACACACACACGCUGCAGACUGGUGUUACUGCUGGGAAUGGGCCAAAGCAUACAACACUAUGUCUUUAAUCCAAGAGCAUUGACACAGUGGUUUUAUAUUUUUUAAAUUCAGGCUUCAAACAUUUAAAUCAUGCACAGCACUUAGCACAGAAACGGGGUCACAAAUGUGUUUCUUUAUAGUUGUACACAAAAUUUGUGUUGUUGCAUUUUACAAAUUGUGGUUAGUUUAAUCUGCAACAUUUUAUUUUGCACAAAUAUUAUCAUAUACAUAAAACUAUAUUUAUAUAAAACGAAUAAAGUCUAACUUAAAAUUGUUA